AUGGUGUUGGUGAUUGAUGUGUUUAGGGUUCCUGGAGAGUUUGUGUUGCAGGAGCUAUUUGGAAGGACGGUGACGAAUGAGCUGAAUGGAGGAGUGGAGAAAAUGAUUGAAAAGAUGCUAGUGGAUGACAAUGUGCAUGUGGUGCAUAAAGAAGCGAUUUGUGAGAAUGAAAUGAGAUGGCUGCGGUACUACAGCAAUGAGGUAGUGGAGGUGCUUACGGAGAUGAAUGUGCAGUAUGUGAACAAGAACAAGAAGACGGUGAAGUACUAUUAUGUAACUAGGGAUUGUAUGGGAAGAUGCAAGGGACUUGAAGAAGUAGAAGAAGGAUGUGUUGAGAAGAAGGAGAUGCAUGACAAAACAAGCUACCUGCCGUAUAUUGAAGCUCAGUGUGAUGAGGAAGUGAUAUUUCCAGAUGAUGAGUGA
Molecule: messenger RNA, 423 nt
Organism: Ordospora colligata OC4
Lineage: Eukaryota; Fungi; Microsporidia; Ordosporidae
Exons: 1
Coding region: 1-423 (140 amino acids)
Source: RefSeq, a predicted model, not a curated record